GGAAGUUGCGGUGGCUGGUACCUGACAGCUGGGGAGCAAGCGGCUGACGUGCCGCGGGGAUAAAGCCUUUCCCCUUCUGGGAACCCAGCUCGGAUCGGAGGCCGCGCCGUGUUUCUCACCCACGAUCCCAAUGCACUAGAAGUAAGGCGCAGGCUCCCUGAACGAACGAAGAUGGAUAGAAAGAGAGAGGUCUAGAGGAGACGAGUGGCAGGGUGAGGGAUCCUUCUAGAGAGACUUCACAGAAGCAGGAGGAAUAGAAAAGAAGAGGAAAAAAAAAAAAGGCAGAUGUUAGAAAAAUACAGUGAGUGACCUGCUAGGUGUAAUCAGCCAUGAUUGAAAAAUACAAUCUGUCAACGGGAGAUAAAGAUGCUGCAGCUGUGUUUCAUGAGAGGGGGCCUCGGGUUCCUGGGCGCCAAGCGCCUCUGCCUGAUCCAUGCCGCCUUCCAGAGCACCCAGCGAGUGGAGUACAAGCCCAUCAAGAAAGUCAUGGUGGCCAACAGAGGGGAAAUUGCCAUCCGGGUGUUCCGAGCCUGCACCGAGCUGGGGAUCCGGACGGUUGCCGUCUAUUCCGAGCAGGACACGGGGCACAUGCACAGACAGAAGGCGGAUGAGGCUUAUCUCAUUGGGAAGGGAUUGCCCCCAGUCCAGGCGUAUUUGCACAUUCCUGACAUCAUCAAAGUAGCCAAGGAGAAUGAAGUGGAUGCUGUGCACCCCGGCUACGGCUUCCUUUCUGAGCGCUCGGACUUCGCCCAGGCUUGCUGUGAUGCUGGAGUACGCUUCAUCGGCCCCAGCCCAGAGGUGGUACGCAAGAUGGGUGACAAGGUGGAAGCUCGCGCCAUCGCCAUUGCUGCAGGGGUCCCUGUGGUGCCGGGCACUGACUCCCCAAUAUCAUCUCUCAAUGAGGCCCAUGAGUUCUCCAACAAGUAUGGCUUCCCUAUCAUCUUCAAAGCUGCGUAUGGCGGAGGCGGACGGGGCAUGAGGGUCGUGCGCAGCUAUGAGGAGCUGGAGGAGAAUUACACCCGGGCAUUCUCAGAGGCGCUGGCUGCUUUUGGGAACGGGGCUCUCUUUGUGGAGAAGUUCAUCGAGAAGCCAAGACACAUUGAGGUCCAGAUUCUGGGGGACAAGUAUGGGAAUGUGGUGCACCUUUACGAGCGGGACUGCUCCAUCCAGAGGCGGCACCAAAAGGUCGUGGAGAUUGCCCCGGCGGCUCACCUCGACUCCCAGCUCCGUACCAAACUUACCAACGAUGCCGUCAGGCUGGCCAAGCAGGUGGGAUAUGAAAAUGCUGGGACCGUGGAGUUCCUGGUAGAUAAACAUGGCAAACACUACUUCAUUGAGGUGAAUUCCCGGCUUCAAGUGGAGCACACGGUGACAGAAGAGAUCACAGACGUGGACCUGGUGCAUGCCCAGAUCCACAUCGCGGAGGGGAAGAGCCUGGCAGAGUUGGGCCUGCGGCAGGACAGCAUCCGCAUCAAUGGCUGUGCCAUCCAGUGCCGCGUCACCACCGAGGACCCCUCCCGUGGCUUCCAGCCCGACACCGGCCGCAUCGAGGUUUUCCGAAGCGGUGAGGGCAUGGGUAUCCGUCUGGACAGCGCCUCCGCCUUCCAGGGGGCUAUCAUCUCUCCUCACUAUGAUUCCCUGCUGGUCAAGGUGAUUGCCCAUGGGAAGGACCAUCCCACGGCUGCCUCCAAAAUGAGCCGAGCCCUGGCUGAGUUCCGCAUCCGAGGUGUCAAGACCAACAUCCCCUUCCUGCAAAACGUGCUGAGCAAUGACCAGUUCCUGCGGGGCACGGUGGACACACAGUUCAUCGACGAGAACCCUGAGCUCUUCAAUCUGCGCCCGGGCCAGAACAGGGCCCAGAAGCUGCUACAUUAUCUGGGCCACGUGAUGGUCAACGGCCCCAUCACACCCAUCCCUGUCAAGGCCCGCCCAUCCCCCAUUGAUCCCGUGGUGCCCACUGUGCCUUUGGGUGACCCCCCUACUGGCUUCCGAGAUAUCCUGCUCCGGGAGGGUCCCCAGGGCUUUGCCAAGGCCGUGCGGCAGCACCGUGGGCUGCUGCUCAUGGACACGACCUUCCGGGAUGCUCACCAGUCCCUGCUGGCCACCCGCGUCCGCACACAUGACCUCAAGAAGAUCUCGCCCUUCGUAGCCCACAACUUCAACAACCUCUUCAGCAUUGAGAACUGGGGAGGUGCCACAUUUGACGUCGCCAUGCGUUUCCUGUACGAGUGCCCGUGGCAGCGGCUGCAGGAGCUCCGUGAGCUUAUCCCCAACAUCCCCUUCCAGAUGCUGCUGCGGGGGGCCAACGCCGUGGGGUACACCAACUACCCCGACAACUCCGUCUUCAAGUUCUGUGAAGUGGCAAAGGAGAACGGCAUGGACAUCUUCCGGGUCUUCGAUUCCCUCAAUUACCUGCCCAACAUGCUGCUGGGAAUGGAGGCAGCGGGGCAAGCCGGGGGGGUGGUGGAGGCUGCAAUCUCCUACACGGGAGACGUGGCCGACCCCACCCGCACCAAAUACACCCUGGAAUACUACAUCCAGCUGGCCGAGGAGCUGGUGAAAGCUGGGACGCACAUCCUCUGUAUCAAGGACAUGGCUGGGCUGCUGAAGCCGCGCGCCUCGGAGCUGCUGGUGGGGGCGCUGCGCCAGCGCUUCCCCGAGACGCCCAUCCACAUCCACACCCACGACACCUCCGGGGCGGGCGUGGCCUCCAUGCUAGCCUGCGCCGCCGGCGGCGCUGACAUCGUCGAUGUGGCCGUGGACGCCAUGUCCGGCAUGACCUCGCAGCCCAGCAUGGGCGCCUUGGUAGCCUGCACCCGGGGCACCAGCCAGGACACAGGCAUCCAGAUGGAGAAGGUGUUUGACUACAGCGAGUACUGGGAGAUGGCGCGGGGCCUGUACGCCGCCUUCGACUGCACGGCCACCAUGAAGUCGGGCAACGCUGACGUGUAUGAGAACGAGAUCCCGGGCGGCCAGUACACCAACCUGCACUUCCAGGCCCACAGCAUGGGGCUGGGCAACAAGUUCAAGCAGGUCAAGAAGGCCUACGUCGAAGCCAACAAGCUGCUGGGGGAUCUCAUCAAGGUGACGCCGUCAUCGAAGAUCGUGGGGGACCUGGCGCAGUUCAUGGUGCAGAACAACCUGUCGCGGCAGGAGGUGGAGGCCAUGGCAGACGAGCUCUCCUUCCCACUCUCCGUGGUGGAGUUCCUGCAGGGCUACAUCGGGAUCCCCUACGGGGGCUUCCCUGAGCCCUUCCGCUCCAAGGUGCUGAAGGACCUGCCCCGCAUCGAGGGGCGCCCGGGGGCCUCGCUGCCCGCCCUGGAUUUCCAGCAGCUGGAGAAGGAGCUGCGCACGCGGCACCAGGAGGAGGAGAUCACCCCCGAGGACGUGCUCUCGGCCGCCAUGUACCCCAAGGUGUUCGACGAGUUCAAGGAGUUCACAGCCACCUUUGGCCCCGUCGAGUGCCUCAACACCCGCCUCUUCCUGGAGGGACCCAAGAUCGCCGAGGAGUUCGAGGUGGAGCUGGAACGUGGAAAGACCCUGCACAUCAAAGCCCUCGCGCUGGGAGACCUGAACCGGGCUGGCCAACGUGAGGUCUUCUUCGAACUCAAUGGGCAGCUGCGCUCCAUCCUGGUCAAGGACACACAAGCCAUGAAGGAGAUGCAUUUCCACCCCAAGGCGCUGAAAGACAUCAAGGGCCAGAUUGGGGCCCCCAUGCCCGGCAAGGUCAUCGACAUCAAGGUGGAGGAGGGGGCAAAGGUCGACAAGGGGCAGCCCCUGUGUGUGCUCAGCGCCAUGAAGAUGGAGACCGUGGUCAACUCCCCCGUGGCCGGCACGGUCAAAAAGAUCUACGUCAAACCGGACAUGAACCUAGAGGGGGAUGACCUCAUCCUGGAAAUCGAAUAGGCUCCGCCUCCUCCCCUGCUGCAUUCUGCUUCCCCUCCCCCAUCCCGGACAGAGACGUGCCCCCCAAUGUGUCGGAUGCAGCCGGCACACUGUCACUUUAAGGGCAUGCCACGCCCACUUUUAACCCUUUGCUUGCAGGAGACACACCAGCUUCUUUCUCUCCCUCCACCCAGUCCUGCAAUCCCCAUGGGAGUCCUGCUUAGCCAGUCAGGCACCUGGGGGAAGUGCAGUUCCUUCCACCGCCAUCAGGGGAGCCUGUGGCUCAUGCAGCCUGGUGUGCAAUUCCUUCUACCGCCACCAGGGGGUGUAUGUGCACCUGUCAUGGAUUGACAGGGCUGUGUUACGCCCCAGUCUUUACACAGUCUUUUGGCUGUGACCCCCUUGGUGUGCCAGACCCACACUUUCCCCAGGCACCCAUGAGGCCUCAGCAACUCCAGGACUGGGUCUUUGGGAACCAGCCCCCCAGUUCCUCCUGUGAGCUCCAGCCAGUGCAGCUGCGACCAGACUGCCAUGGAGACUCUCCCUUCUCCGGGAGCGACGCGCCCAGGGAGGAUCUGCAGCGAGGCCGGGCAGCCUGGCCAGGCCGAGGGAGCAUUGAUUAGUCACCUGGGAUCCAGCAUCGCAGGGUCCUCAGGCCAGAGCCUGUGUUGGUGGGAGCCAGGACCCCAGCAUGCAGGGCCGCCGGGGGGGGGGGGGACAAGUGGGGCAAUUUGCCCCAGGCCCCGGGCCUCACGGGGGGCCCUACGAGAAUAUAGUAUUCUAUAAUAUUGCAACUUUUUUUUUAUGGAAGAGGCCCCCAAAAUUGCUUUGCGCCAGGCCCCCUGAAUCUUCUGGGCGGCCCUGCCAACAUGUCCUGCUGCCCUGAGACCCUGUUUUGCUCUCUGUCCCGGCUGCUCACCCCUGUUCUCCCUUUGUUUCCGGCUCCAGGUCUUUGGCCUCUGCCUCCCUGCAGAGUGCUGGAGGGAGUCCCUGCUCUCAGCUGCCAUUGGCAGUGCAGGGUCCCGUGGGCCCAUUGGCAGGCCCUUGCCAAUGCAGGGCCUUCCAUUUGUGUGUCUGUUGCAGUCCGGACCGGUUCCAGCCCAGGCAGCAGGCAUGGCAGAGCCCUUCCCUUAGCUCCUGAGCCCAUGGACGCAAUCAGCUCGUUCCCCCCAGAGGGCAGCGAUGCAACGUGGCCAGUCCGGAGUCACCCAGAUAGUUCAUAACUCUACAAAGAAGUCCCACGUGUGUGUCAGCAUCAUGCAGCCUAGGGGUGCAGUUCCCUCUGCCUCCACCAGGGGGCAUCUGAUCUCAGAGGCUAAGCAUUGCUGGGGAGGUGCUGUCCCCUCCCAUCCCACUUACUCUGCUGCCAAUUGCAUUAUACCCAUCAACAGCCAGGAGGCGCUGCCCCAUCCAGUCCAGUUACCCCCCUGCACCAUGUGGGGUGCUGUCCCCCUGCGCCUCCAGCCCAGGUACCCCCCAACUCUGGGGGGCACCUUCCCCACAGGCUGCCCCUGCUUUCUAUACCCCCCAAUAGCUGCUGUCCCCCCACCCCGGGCUCAACCAUGACUCCUUUCUCCCUUGGGGCAGAACAGUGCCCUACCAGAGCUCCUGGGUCCUGCCCCCAGCUGCGGGGAGGAGGGGCUCCUUUCCCCUGCCAUGCUGUCUCAGGGGACCCCUCAGCUGAGGGGGCUCCUCUUGCUGCUUGAACCCUGGGCUAGUCUAACGCGCAAUCAGGUUUCUUUUCUAUUGUCUUAACUGCCAAUCCCUGCCCCCAAAUACGUACGCCCCUCCCCCCUUCAGAGCAGGGGGGGACUCAGGGGUAUCACCAGCCAUGGAUUGCCCCCACCCCUGCUCCCGGCGACCCCAGGCCUCGUGUCGAUCUGGAUGGGGCAUUCCGUAGGGGCACCGCACGGAGAGGUGGUGAGAGGGGGCACCCAGUGGGUAGCGACCAAAGCAAUCAUGCUGAGUUUUAGGGGGGGGAGGGGUGUCAGAUGUUUACAGGGUUGUUUGCCCAGAGCUGGGGGAGGGGGUGAGAUCCCUUCCCCCCCUGCCUGAGGGCACGGGAACAAACCUCACAUCGGUGAGGACAGUCUGCGGUGCAGGAGCUGCCAAGCGGGAUUCCGUUAGGGCCCCUCCCCAGCGCCCCAUUGGGCUGGAAGGGUCAAGGCCGUUUUGGGAAGGACUCAGUGACUCGGGUCCUUGAGGGGCCGGCCCCGGCUGGGCAAUAAAACUCAUCUCACUAACCGCUCA
This is a messenger RNA of Mauremys mutica (yellowpond turtle), 6135 nucleotides long. It is a transcript of the gene PC, whose product is annotated as pyruvate carboxylase. The transcript has 23 exons. Gene Ontology annotation, molecular function: metal ion binding; pyruvate carboxylase activity; ATP binding. NCBI's taxonomy places the organism in Eukaryota, Metazoa, Chordata, Testudines, Geoemydidae. Gene Ontology annotation, biological process: pyruvate metabolic process; gluconeogenesis. The coding region runs from base 367 to 3906 and encodes 1179 amino acids. Gene Ontology annotation, cellular component: cytoplasm. The record is from RefSeq and is a predicted model, not a curated record.